Messenger RNA from Mesorhabditis spiculigera, 2445 nucleotides. The record is from the annotation of a GenBank genome assembly. NCBI's taxonomy places the organism in Eukaryota, Metazoa, Nematoda, Chromadorea, Rhabditida, Rhabditidae.
AUGCGGCUUUUAACUUUCGGGCUCCAAGUGGUCGGCUUCGUGCUGGCCAUCGAGCUGGGCCCCCCAAAACUACUGGAAGAACCGCCGAACGAGGUCUGGUUCCAAGAUAGCCCACCCGACGCCACCUCCGCCACCCCGCUCACCCUCAAAUGUAUUGCAUCGGAAAAUACGGAGACAUUCUACUGGAUGCGAGACGGUGUUCGACUAGAAGUUGGCGACGGCUUGCUGACGACUUCCGACGGGGAUAAGCCAGAUGCUGUCGAAGUCAGAUGGGAGCGACCCGGCCAGAACGGCUCGCUCGUCUUCCCCCGUCCUGUCGCCAGCAUCCAGGGCUUCUACCAAUGCUUCGCCGGCAACAUCUACGGCACCGCCGUCUCCAACAAGGUCCACGUGCGCAUGGGCGUGCUCGAGCAUUUCGCGCGUCGCGGUGUGCGUCGCGUACGCGUCGACGAGGGCGCGCCGUUGACGCUGAACUGCAGCCCGCCGAUCGGCAGGCCGAAGCCGCACGUUUUCUGGUUGUACCGUGACACGAAUCGCGAGGACGUCAUCGAAACGAUUCGCCGGCGCCAUAUCGGCAUCGACGCCGACGGGAGGCUCCACUUUACGGCCGUUCAGGAAGAAGACGGCCGUCGCGGGCUGCUGUACGAGUGUGCGGCGUCAUCUCCCGUUCUCGGUGAUGAGUACCGAGCCGGCGAAAGGAUACAGCUAGAAGUUGUGCCCAGACAGGUCUCCGCCGUCCCAAUCCGUACGCUCUACGUGACCCCAGAUGAGGUGACCGUCCGCACCGGCGGCCGAUUGAAGCUGCAAUGUAUUUUCGGAGGACGACCCCGCCCCGUCGUUUUCUGGGAACGCGAAGAGGGCGAGCUGCCGCGCGAGCGGAUGAAGGACCUGUCGUCGGGGGAAUCGGAUUUUGGGAUGAGCCUCGUGAUCGAUUCCGUGGUUCCGGAAGACGCGGGCACCUAUCUGUGCCGGGCUCAGCAUCUCUUGCACGUCUUCAACGUGCGCGUACAUGCCGCUCCCUACUGGGUAGCCGGCCCCCCAGCGGAUGUGGUGCGGAGUGAAGAGGGUGAAGCCGAAAUUCACUGUCUGGCGGCUGGCAGCCCGACGCCCAACGUAGAAUGGAGCAUUAAUGGUGUUCCCAUAACCCAACUACCCACCGAUGAUCGUCGAGAAUUCCUGGAAGACGGUCGUGUGCUACGGAUUACGGCUCUUCGACACGACGUCGACAUGGGCGUCUACCAGUGCAAUGCUUCGGGUCCGCUGGGAUACGUCUACGCGAACGCUUUUGUUCACGUGAAAGCGCACGCGCCCCGGUUUCUGAUGCCAGCGAAGCGUGACUGGAGCGUUGUGAUGCGUUCCACCGUAGAUCUCGAUUGUCAGGUCGAGGCCGCCCCGGCUGCCGAGGUGCACUGGGUGGACGAGGACGAUCGACCGAUUGUCCCCAUCGAUCCCAGGAUUACUAUCUUUCCAAAUCAUACCCUCCGUAUCCACGACGUGCACAUCACCGACGAGGGCCUCUACUACUGCAACGUGUCCAACAAGUAUGGCCUGGGCCGGGCGCUCAAUCGACUCGACGUCUAUAAACCCACAUAUUUCCUGAAGGUCCCACAACCUCGCGAACUUGUUGUGGAGGCUGAAGAUGACGUGGAGCUGGAGUGCGAGGCGGAGCCGGACGAGCGGUUGACGGUACGCUACGUGUGGACGCUAAACGGGAGGCCGGUGAACGCGUCGAGCAGCUUCUCGUUGAUCGGCCAGCACAAAUUGAGGCUCCGCAAAGCCGCCGGGAGGCAUUCGGGAAUCAUUGAGUGUCUUGUCAUUACGGAUGUCGACUUGAAACGUGCCGCCAUGCAUCUCGUCGUUAGAGAUGUCCCCUCAUCCCCGGAAAUGUCAUCGUGUAGCUGCUCGGAACGCAAGGCCACCUUCCACUGGAGCCCCUCAAAUCCGCACGGCGACCCGGUGCAGCGCUACUCUGUCGAAAUGCACACGGAUUUUAAACCUGAAUACUGGGAGACUGUCUACGAACGUACAGGCGAGGAAAAGCCCGACUACGAUGCGGAAAUUACACUGACGCCUUGGGUGAACUACACAUUCCGCGUGAUCGCCGAGAACAGCUUUGGGCGCAGCGACAAACGACCGGCGGCGCUGGAUGAAGGCGUGUGGGCGCAGGGCGAUCGACCUGACAACUUGGUCAUCCACUGGCAGCCGAUGGACAAAUACGACUGGAACGCCCCGAACCUUCAGUACCUCAUAAGGUACAAGCUGAACACCUCGCAGGCGGUGUGGACCGAAUUCGUGGUGGAGGACCCGCUGGCGAAUCAGACGGCCAUCCGAGAGCAACCGACGUAUCGCCAAUUCUUGGUGCAAGUCCAGGCCGCAAACGCCAAAACGUACCGACCGAGGCCCCAAACUCCUUCACCCUCGGCUCAUUCCACAACUUUUCCGCGG